Molecule: messenger RNA, 393 nt
Organism: Miscanthus lutarioriparius
Lineage: Eukaryota; Viridiplantae; Streptophyta; Magnoliopsida; Poales; Poaceae
Source: the annotation of a GenBank genome assembly
AUGGAUUUUCCAGUCAUCAAUGAAAACUUCACAGGGAUUAUAAACAAGUAUGGGUACGCUCAAGUUGUUGACUCAGUAGCAACCAGUAAAACAGGCUUGAUUAAGUACAAGAUGAUAGCAAAGCUGCACUUUGACGUGCACGACAAGGAAAACAAACAAUUUAUCUCAGUGGAGUAUCAUGCUUUACAAGAGAAACAAUUCUGCUCUGGAGUUCAAUUUGUUGCAAAGAAAAAUGGAAUCCACGAAGAUGAUGGAUGGGUCAUUACGUACGUCCAUGAUGAGGAGGUGUACAUUAUCGACGCAAAAAGAUUUUCUGACGAGCCAAUAGCGAAAAUUACUUUGCCCCAAAGGGUUCCAUACGGUUUCCACGGAAAUUAUUUCUACAAGAAGUAG